AUGGCAGCCCCAGUGGCCCCGGAUACGGCCUUCCUCCAGCAGCUGGGCGUGACGAUCGAGAUUGCCACGCCUCUCUUGGUGGGCCGCCACAAGCAGCACAUGAAAGCGCUUGCAGCACCGGGCCGCGGCGGCUCGGACUGGAAGCAGGCUCUCGUCAAGACCACGGUGGCCCUCCUCCGCUCCGAGGCGAUCCGCACCGUGGACCCGGGCCGCAUCGAGAAGAUCAUGACGGCGUAUGUUGCGACAGCGUACUUCCAGGAGAAGGUGCCCUCCACCUCCAUGCGCGAGGUCGUGCGGGAUGCCCUUGAGGAGCACACGCGCGGGCACCGCGACCGGGACCGCCGCCGGGACCGCCGCCGCAAACGCAGCCCGACCCCCGGUUCCGCCGACGGCGGGAGCAGCAAGCGGCAGCGCCGAGAGCGGGGCGCGGACUCGCCUGACGCUACCCAGACUGUGACCAAGAUGAGCCCGGGAGACGCAGUGGGCGGAGCGGAACCGGACGAAGACAGGCUCGUAUGCUCGCCAACACCGCCGGCGGGCUCCCAAACGGGCCAGCCCGGCGGACACAAGGUGGGGGACGCGGUGGACGUGUGGAGUCACACCAGGCGCGAGUGGGUCGCGGGCCGUGUGACCACCCACUACGCGAACGACCAGUUCGACGGCAACUUCCACUGCCGGGCGGGGAGCCUACGGGUCAGGACGCCGCACGGCCACAAGUACAUUACCCCCGAGUUCAUCCAGACCCACUUGCGCGCGCCCGCAGACGGGCCUGAAGACCUGCCGGGCCAGGCGGCGGGGCCGGCCUCGGCGGCGCGUGUGCGCGAGGAGCCGGGGGCUGGCUCCUCCGCUGGCGGAGAUACGCACGGGGUUGCCAGCGCGGCCGCAGCGGUGCCCCCCCAGCGCCCGGGGUACCUCCAGGGGCGCCGGCUCGCAGAGGCUGGGCCCACUGCCCUCGAGCUCAAGCUGAGCCAAUUGGUGGAAAUGCUUGAGGAGUUGGGCGACGCCGAAGGGGCCGCAAAGCACCGGGAGCGCCUCGUUGCAGCCCAGCAGCAGAGGCGCGCUGACCAAGCGGCGGAAACAGCCCCGCCGAGCGCCGCGGCAGCCGCCCCAGCCGGCGGGACCCCCACCCUGGACUCAGACGCAGAGGAGGCGGCUCAGGGGAGCUCGCCGGACGACCCCCUCGGUAUCGGGGCACUCCUCGCGGAGGCCGCCGGGGCGGCCGCGGACGGGCCCCCGCUGAUGGCUGAGACGGCCAGCACUGCGCCUGGCCCCGAUCCUGGCAGGCCGCCUGCGGAGCGCGCCCCGCUGCCCAUGCCCCUGCCCCGCGUGGACGUGGCGGCGCGGCCGGCGCAGAAUGGCCGCUUGUCUGAUGAGAGUCACUGGGCCCGGCUCAGAGCGGAGCGUCCAGCUCGACCCCGGCUGGCGUACCUGCAGGACACGCUCCUCCCGGGGUGGCGCCCGGCGGCCGGGCCGGAGGCCAUGGAGCUGGAGUUUGCGGUGCACUCCGCGGACGCAACCUGGGAGGACCAGCUGUGGCAGUGGUUCGAGGCGCUUGCGCAGGCGGGGGUCUUCGUCGACACCUACGUGAUGGACCCAGCCAAGCGGGGCGAGGUGACCGGCAACGCGCACCUCACCCCAAAAUGCACGGCCACGACGCCCUGUGUCAAGGUACGGGGCAUCGGGUUGACGAUCAACUGGUUCCGCACAACGGACGGGCGUGUCCGCCUAGAUGGGGCGUGGACGCAGCAGCCCACCCUGCUUGAGAUGCUGCGUAGGUCCCACAAAGCCUACCAGCCAGGGAACUCGGAGCAGGGCCGCCUGACAGGCCGGCAGAUGGACCCGGUCCGGGCCGCGCAGCGCACCCAGCGCACUGAGCUCGAGCAACGCGCCCAGUGGGAACGGCACCACCAGGAUACGAUCACAGUGCUGGCGGCCGCGGAGAUCUUCGACGGCAUGGGCCUGACGGGGGUGUGGGACGUCCUCGACAGGGAGUUCGGCGUGAAGAACGUCCCCCCAAGCACCAACCUCCCGUGGACCCUCGCCCUCUACCAGGGCACCCUGGUCCAGAUCUGGGCUGACGGGGCGGCGCGCGUCCGCCUGGGAACGGGGCCUCCCAGUGCGGCGGACGCAGUGGCCCAGGUGCUUGCCAACCAGUUCAGCGGUGAGGUACGGAGGGCGAGCGAUUUCAGUGUGACGGCGGCAGCCAACCCAAUCAGGGUGCGCUACGGAGUGCUAUCGGAGAGAGCGAAGCAGCGGGGCGGCCAGGUCAUCGCGGCGCUGACCUCCAACUGCCCCCCAGGAAGCACCCCCGCGGAUGCCCGCCGGGUGGACGCCGACCUCCGCAGCGCGGAGGAGCAGCUGCUCAACGAGCGGACCGCCCAGCUGGAGCAAGCCCUGGCCACCUGGCGGCCAGCGGUGGCGGGGCCGUGGCGAGAUUGUCUGGCUGACCUUGUGCGGCGAGCCCCCGGAUGGGAGGACCCGCAGGCGGGUGGCCUGGCGGGCCGCCGGCACCUCCCGGCCACGGCGGCCUUGGCGCGGCGGCUCAGCAGGUCGUGCGCGGAGUUGCAGCGCCGCCUUCCGCCGUCGCCAGCCGCGAUGCCGCACCCCCCCGGCACGGCCACCACGGCGGGCAUGCUGAACUUUGGACUCAGCGGCGGAGCCGAGAUCGGGGGGGCGACCAUCCUCCCCCGGCGCUGGGAGGACAUCGGCGCGGUCAUGACGGCCUUGAACGCCGCCUGGUUCUUUGGCGUCUCGUGCAGAUGCCCAGAAGGCACCAACCUUGCGGUCGCCCUCCCGGGCUUCCCCUACACGCUGCACGGUCCGCGCACGGCCCGGUUCGGAGCAGUGACCGUCCUCGUGCACCGGGGGAAGCCAGAUGCUGCGGCUCACCUCCCAGAUUGGUCCAGCGGGCCGGGCACCUGCUGGGUACAGACGGGGGCUGGGGAGUACUGGUGCGGCUUCAGCAUCCCGCCACGCGAGAGGGGAGCCAACGAGCGCGCUCGGGCGGACGCGGUUCGCUCACUCUUCUCUGAGUACGACCGCGCGAGAGCUGCGGGACGCCGCCGCCGCCCGGGCGCACAGGUGUACAUGGCGGGGGACCUCAACCCCGGAGACGACAUUGAUGCACAGGUCCGCGCGGCGGUCGAGCAGCGGGGGCUCCGCCACAUGAUCCCCGAGGGCGUAGCCACCCACGUCCGGGGAAGAAGACUGGAUGUGGUACUUGCCCCAGCGGCUGGUGGCUGCGCGAUGGUCCAGGUCCACAACGGCAAGCGCUGCAGGGACAAUGGGUGCAAGGAGGCCCUAUGCCGGGCGCGGAGCGAAGCCCUGGGUUCCCGCGAUCUGGACCACCAUCCAGUCACGUGGGCUGCGGCCUCGGUGGAGGCAGAAGCGGGGCCCGAUGGGGGAGCCCUACGUUGCGACAAAGACCCGGAGAAGUGGAACCACGAGAUGACCGCUUGGGCGGAUGGAGCCAUGGCCACCUUGGCAGGUGAAUUGGCCGCCCGAUGCCACCAGCCGUCCUGGGCCCGAGCCACCUCGCAGGAAGCCAAAGCAGCGCUGGACAUGGCGGCGUGGGCAUGGCGGACGACGGCCACCCUGGCCGCAGCCGCGGGGGACCUCGCCUGGGCGCCACCGCCCGCAGCGCACCGCCGGCAUGACGCUGACGCGGCUGAGGCCGCGGCAUUCCGGGAGGUGACCCAGGCAGCCGCCCGGCACCAGCGAGCAGCCACGGCGACAUCCCUUGCUGCGCUUGAGGCCGCCAGGCAGCGCCUCCGGGAGGUCCGAGGCGCGAGCGCCCGGGCCCAGCGGGACGCCGCCCGCCACCGGGCGCUGGCCCUCCUCCAGACGAACCCGCUGGCGGCGACAACAGUCCUCAAGGAGCACUCGGCUGGGCCGCCGGAGGGCCUGCCGGCCAUCAUGCGGGAUCCGGAGGAAGAGGACCGCAUGCUCGUCGGCACGGAGCAGGUGCUGGAUGGCGCGCGCCGGUACAUCCCGAGGCGAGACGACCCGCCGUGGGGCGGCGAAUGGGACGCGGAGCACGCGGCGGCGAUGCGGGCCCGCCUGGAGCGGCAGCGCUCGGAGGCCAGGCGCGCCCUCUCCCAGUGGGACCCGGAGGAGGCGUACACCCUUGCAGAGGCAGGCCAGGCCUUGCGGAGGAUCCGCCUGCGCGCCCAAUGCAGGGGCCUCCCCUAUGCCAUCCUCCACAGUACCCAUGUGGGUGUACUCGAAUCCCUGCUGCACCUUGCCACCCUCAGCCUCCGGCUUGGCCGCCCCCCUGGCCUGUGGCUCGUCCAGGAUAAUUGCCACUCGCACAAGGAUGGCAAGCCGCGUGUGGACUACGGCGGCUACAGAGUCUUCGCGCUGUGCUCGGCGGAGGGGCGCUUCGCGGAAGAGCU
This is a messenger RNA of Prorocentrum cordatum, 4394 nucleotides long. Lineage: Eukaryota; Dinophyceae; Prorocentrales; Prorocentraceae. The record is from the annotation of a GenBank genome assembly.